CCUGCAGUUAUUCGCGUUCACUUUAUUUUUCUUUUUAAUGUAGACGAGCGUUAUUGUUUCCUGCGUGUCAAGUUGACCGGUGCACAUGUCGUUUUCAGUAUCGUAAAAAAAAAGAAGAAAAAAAAGUUUGCUAUCCCACCACUCCCAUAAUGCAAGCGAGUAGUUCGCUUGGAGGCUAGCUACCUUGGUUAUGAUAGCAGCAUCUUAGUCGCUUGAUCUUAUUGGACUAUUGCCUGUUUUGUUUCGGGGGAAACAUACCUUUAUCCGGUUGUCGUGUAUCGGUUUAACUAGUUUCAGGUACGUUAUAACAAUGUGUUGGUGUUUUAGGAGCUACGCGGCGCACGUUUAGCCCAUAUGUUAGCUCUCAUCCAAGAUCACCCCAGGUCGAGCAAGGAAGUGUUUUUCUAUGCUGCAUGGACCCUUUAAAUCAGCUAUUGAUUGUUGUUAAUGCUGCUUUAUCGUAAAGUUUGCACAGUUGGGUGCCACGGAAUUACGUCCCUGGAAAAAAUCCACUCGCGACGGCUUCAUUUCUUUAAUGCCGGAGCAGCUAAUGGCUGUGUGGGAAGCAGGAGGAGAAUGAGCCUUCAAUGGAGAGGAUGCCCCCAUCUUUCACCGGAGACUGUCCUGCCUAACGCGUCCAUCGUCGAGGAGAACCAGGUCCGUGUUUAUUGACUGCGCCUUCUGCCCCCAUGGCUGCCGUAAGCGGUGUCAGCAUGCUGUCCCAGCUCGGAGAGGCACCUAUGGGAGGACAGGGAGGACCGGCGGCGGCGGCGGCUUCGACCAACGCGUCCUCCAGCGAGACGCCGGGUACCGACAACCGGGGCUGUCCGAACGGCGCCUUUAUGGACUCUUUUGGGAUUUUCCUGCAAGGGCUCCUCGCCGUGAUGGCCUUCAGCACGCUGAUGUUAAAACGCUUCAGGGAGCCCAAACAUGAGAGGAGACCCUGGAGGAUCUGGUUCCUGGACACCUCGAAACAGGCAAUUGGGAUGUUGUUCAUCCACUUUGCUAACGUGUACUUAUCAGACCUCACAGGGGAGGAUCCUUGUUCACUAUACCUCAUUAACUUCUUGUUAGAUGCUUCUUUGGGCAUGUUGCUAAUCUAUGCAGGCGUUAGAGUCGUCAGCGCUAUCGUAGAGUGGAGGCAGUGGGACUCUCUGCGUUUUGGAGAAUACGGUGAGCCAAUACAGUGCACAGCGUGGUUGGGCCAGUGUAUCCUCUACAUCCUCAUCAUGGUGUUUGAGAAAGUCAUAAUCAUGUCGGUCCUCCUCAUCCCCCAGUGGAAGAAGCUGGCUCUCCUCAACCCCAUAGAGAAUCCUGAUCUGGAGCUGGCCAUCGUCAUGCUCAUCGUUCCAUUUUUCGUCAACGCCCUGAUGUUCUGGGUGGUAGAUAAUUUUCUAAUGAAGAAGCACAGGACAAAAGCAAAGCUAGAGGAGAGAGAAGAGGACUCGCGGGGGAACAGCAAGGUGCGCUACAGACGAGCCCUUUCCCAUGAUGACUCAGAGUCGGAGAUUCUGUUUUCAGCAGACGAUGAAAUGGAUGAAUCGGACGAAGACGACGUGCGUCGACUCACUGGUCUCAAGACGGUGAAGAAGAAAAAGCUGCGGAUGGGGAUCCCUCCAGGCGAGGUAAAAAAGAAGAAGCGUCCUCCGAUGAAGGCGGAGGACCUGAAAGGAGCUCGCAGUAAACUGGGACUGAAGGGCGAGGUCAAGAGUAAAACCUAUGAGGUCAUGGUGGAGUGUGAACGAAUGGGCAAAGUUGCUCCGUCUGUGUUCAGUGGCGUGAGGACGGGUACAGAGACGGCCUUCGACCAGCCUGCUGCCGCUAAGGCCCCGGGAGCCAGUGUGUUCAACAAGUAGACGCGCUGCAACUUAAACCUGAUUCCACCGAAAGAAACACACACUGACGUCCUUAUGUUUUACAGUCAGUAGCAUUACUGCGUCGCGUGGAUUGCAAAAGUGUGUGUGUUUUUACAUUUUUACACUAAUGGUUUGUGGAAUUAAAGACCGGGGAAUUGAAUGGAUUUGCGCUAGUUGCAUAUUUUGAUAUCACUGCUGUGUUUCCUAUGCUACAUGAUAUUUUUUACCCGCCGAUUUCUCUAAAUGUUGUCCCUUGUUGUGUUAAAAUGUUCUCGUAUUCCCCAGCCGCAAAGAGAGGCGGCCAUGAGGCGAGCGUUGCCGGAAAAACAUGCGAAUGGUAAUUUGGGAGAGGCAGACUCAUCAAAUAAACUUGGCAAUUUUAAACUGCACUAAUGGUCAAGUGCAAGCGCAGCACCUCAUAAAAAGGCCACAGUGUAUGUACUCAUGUAAACAAAUCUGGUGCAGAAUAUAACUAGGUACACUUAGAUAACCGUUAUACAAAUAAUAAAUCUCAGUAGCUGUUAGAUGCAGGGUGGUAGAGGAUCCUGCAUGGCAUCAGAUGUGUCCUGAAUACUGCUUUCUGCCCUCCACCCUCACGAAUGGACGUUUUCUAACUCUAACUUUUCGUAAUGAACAACAUACCAUGAUGCCGUAUAUGCCUGUCACAGCAGCAGCUUGCAGCGCAUCUCUUUCUAUACUCCUGUUCCUGUAAGUCUGCCUGUCCAUCCUGCCUGUGUCCUUUUAAAGAGCUGUACUCAGAGACUUUGUGCCUGUAUAAAUGUCAGAAUGAGAAUUUGAUAAACACCAUUCUGUUCAGUUCAAUAAAUGUUGUUUGUUCUCA
Messenger RNA from Mugil cephalus (flathead mullet), 2697 nucleotides. It is a transcript of the gene stimate, whose product is annotated as STIM activating enhance. Gene Ontology annotation, molecular function: calcium channel regulator activity. Gene Ontology annotation, cellular component: membrane; nucleus; cortical endoplasmic reticulum. The record is from RefSeq and is a predicted model, not a curated record. Lineage: Eukaryota; Metazoa; Chordata; Actinopteri; Mugiliformes; Mugilidae. Bases 690 to 1856 code for a protein of 388 amino acids. Gene Ontology annotation, biological process: activation of store-operated calcium channel activity; chondrocyte proliferation; chondrocyte differentiation. The transcript is spliced from 10 exons.